GAGAAAGGAACUUCACAACAAGAUACACACAACACCAACAAGUACACCGAAAACUCAGAAUGUCUCCUUGGCUUGUCAAGAAAGAAGACCGUUAUAAGUACGGUCUUAUGAAUCAGGAAAUCAUUGCUACCAACCAAAGAGCCGAAACUGUUCUUGUCACGGGUUUGGCCCACGAUCCGUCAUGGAGUUCUAUCAAGAAAAGUAUCGCUGCGGUUCACACGCAGGACGAUGAGAAAUUUGUUCAGUGUUUCCAGAAAGACCUUCGCGUUCCACUAAAGGAGUUACUUGUUUCAUCACUUCCUAAUUGUUCUUGGACCUUGAACGUUUUCCAUCUUGGCUUCGGAGCAGACAAAUAUGCCAAUCCUAUCGUCAUUCAUGUUUGUGUUCAGACACCUCGUUACUUCAAAGAUAAUGAGGAUGCGGCUCUUGGAGUCGUCCAGGGUAUGGAGAACAUCAUCAAGGAGAAGAUAGAUAAUCAAAAUCUUGCAAAGUUUAAUAUUGACAUCUGUCACAUCAACCCUUCUAUGAGAAACGUCAAUCCGCACGGUUAUACCGAACUCCGCUCAGACGAAUCCUCCAAAGUCCCUCGCGUCGAUCCCCGCAAAUUCCCUGGCGUCAAUCUCAUCUGCAAUUUUCCUUCCAUUUAUUUUGAUUACACUCCAUGCCCUGGCUUCUCUAUCGGACGAGAAAAAACCAAAGACAAAAUCUAUCCGGCCGGCUCGUUGACUGGUUUUCUUCGACAGGAAAACACAAUUUACAGUCUUACUUGUAGCCAUGUUGUUUUUCCUGACCUAGAACGUCCAUCUGAGAGGUACAAGUACAAAGACGGAAUGGAACAGUUCAAAAUCUCCAUACCUGCAUACAAGGAUCAUCAAGCAACUAUACAAGCUAUGGAAAGUAAGCUUUAUUAUGCUGGAUAUGCAAUCAACCAUAUAGAAAAUCGCCAAAUCAUGUCUCCUGCAGUAGAUUUUUCAAGUAAAAUGAGACAUCAAAAAGAACGCCAGAUUCUUUUUGCAACAGAUUUCAAAGAAGCCGAGGACUACAACACUCAUGCUGGUUAUGUUUAUGCUGCUUCAGAGGAAUGGCGCAAGGUUGCUUCAUUCAAUGGAAUCCUCGACUGGGCCUUGAUUCGCAAUGCAUCUGUUGAUCCUAGGAAUCAGUUACCUUGGUGUUGUUUCCUAGGAGAACCUCAGGUCUUCGAAUUCAUCGAAAAGUUCGGAGACAAGUAUUGGUCAUCAGGUGAACGUGAGGCUUUUAUCAAUAAGUGUCUAGCCUUGCAAAGUUCUGUGGAGUUUAAUAUCAGUCACCCAAAGUCGUUCUCACUUUUCAAUGAGAAAAGCAUCUACUUCAAAGCCGCAAGUCGAACAACGGGUUGGAAAGCAUGCGAAUUGAAUUCUAUUCCAGCCAUUAUUCACAAUCAAAAUGCGACUUCGGACGAACAUGUAUUCAUUAGUGAUGAUACCCUGGAGGCGCAAGAAGAGAUAUCUGGCGGAGGUGAUUCUGGUGCUCUCAUUUAUGCUAUUGAUGUUGAUGAUGGAAAACAGACUGUUCUUGUACCCAUGGCAAUGAUUUGGGGAGGAAGCAAACACAGCUUUAAAGGUGAUGUCACAUAUGCCACUCCUAUCGAAGAGGUUUUCAAGGACAUUGAGAGUGAGAUGGGAUGGGAACAUGGUAGCCUCAAAUUCUUUUGAGGAAAUACUGGGUUCAAGGGUUGCCGGAUUCAAUUUGAAUUCGUUGAGCGAUCACAAAACGAUACAAAUAAUGUCCUCUUGGACUUAGUAUCAAAAAAUAGCGAAUAACA
This is a messenger RNA of Botrytis cinerea B05.10, 1801 nucleotides long. RefSeq lists its product as hypothetical. The record is from RefSeq and is a predicted model, not a curated record. The transcript has 3 exons. NCBI's taxonomy places the organism in Eukaryota, Fungi, Ascomycota, Leotiomycetes, Helotiales, Sclerotiniaceae. The coding region runs from base 60 to 1691 and encodes 543 amino acids.